This is a messenger RNA of Phlebotomus papatasi, 1393 nucleotides long. Its product is annotated as guanine nucleotide-binding protein subunit beta-like protein 1. The record is from RefSeq and is a predicted model, not a curated record. Bases 123 to 1070 code for a protein of 315 amino acids. NCBI's taxonomy places the organism in Eukaryota, Metazoa, Arthropoda, Insecta, Diptera, Psychodidae. The transcript has a single exon. Gene Ontology annotation, molecular function: protein binding.
UUGUGGUUAUUUUGCUGUGUAGUGAAUAGUGACAAGUUGAUGGCGAACGCAAUAUUUUUCACUGGACUUCUCAGGAACUAGACAACGUUCUCCUGCACUGUCCACACCAAACAUAUCCCACAAUGGCUGUGCUACUGCCCCCAGAUCCAGUCUAUAGUCUCCGAAGUGCAGAUAUGGGCCCAGUUCACAGUCUCUGCUUCUUUGAUUCUGAAAAACUCUAUGCGGGAACAUCUUCCGGAUGUAUUUUCCUGUGGGAUUUGCAGACUAAUCGUUGUCUUACGAACUUCAGAGUAGCCUCACAGCCCGUGAUUGCCUUACAUCGUGACAAAAGAUAUGGCCUGGUGAGUCAGGAAAAGGGUGCCAAAGUAAAAUUGUGGCAGCUGAAAAAUUGUGGCUAUGAGGAAGUUAGCCAGAUUGAGACUGAGAGUGGCAAUUUCUGCCGCAUUGACUGCUCUGAUGAGAGGGAUUUGCUGUUGGUGCCCAAAGGUGAAAAUCAUCUUCAUAUCCACAAUCUCAGGGAUCUGUCUCUCGUGAUGAAACUCACGCCUGAAGGCAAUGAGAACUUUGGAGCUUUGAUGAGCAUCAAGAUCAUUGAUCCAGAUGCCAGCUGUGUACUGGGAGCCUUCGAAUCUGGACAUUUUGUCACAUGGGACCUGAGGGAGGGUAAAGUACUCUCUGUGAAGAAACUAGAAGAGUGUCCAAUGGCUCUGGACUAUGACAGUCUCACAAAUCGUGGCAUUUACGCUGGACCCAAUGAUAAAAUCCAUGUAUUCGACUAUCAACGACCCCAGAUGCUCCUCCAUGAACGAUCGGAGAUCAAUUUAAAAAAUCCAGGUGUCAGUUGCCUACGUAUUCGUCCCGAUAGGAAGAUUUUUGUGUCAGGCGGUUGGGAUGGACGCAUUCGGGUAUUUUCUUGGAAGAGCCUACGUCCCCUAGCUGUACUUACGGAGCACAAGAAAAGCAUCUCGGAUGUGGCCUUUUCACCAGGACGUGUAGAACUGUGGCGGGCACCUCUGAUGGCCAUUGCCGGUGAAGAUCGCCAAAUUACCCUCUGGAAUCUUUAUAAUUGAAAACAUAAAAAGGCACUCCUGUAAGCAUAUCUCUUUUUUUUUAUUCACAUAAAGACGUCUCCUCGCGGAGAUUACAUUGUCGAAAAAUUUUUCUUCCUAAUACUGAAUCCCUAUAUAAAACUCCUUCCGAGCAUUCUCCAGCCACUUGAUAAGAAACUUUGAUAUGGCAUUUUCUACUUCUCAAAAUGAAGGAGGCUCCGCAUUAGACAAAUGUGGAGCACUUCUUAUGAGGCAUUGUUAGGACUGAAAUAUUUUUUUCUAAUAAAAUGUACUGUUUGUUUAUAUUUAUGUAAUUGGUUACCAAUAAAAUACUGAAAAACUAA